CAAGUAACGGAGAGGACUUCAUAAAUGGGAUUGGACGAUUCCAUUGGAUUGCCAAGGGAAAUCUAUUGGCAUCAUCCAACCCCAUUUACGGUGGGUAAUUCUCUCACUUAUACUUUUCUAAAAGAAAAUCGUAAAACUGUCAGGAUGCUGGGAGGCCUGGUCUGGAGCUCUCGACUCUGUAUAUACCUGUAGAAUGCAGUGAAUGUGUGGAUGCGCGCUAGCAUUUACAAAUUACAAUAUUAGACUUUUGUGAUUAUAAUUUAAAAUUCUGUUGCAAUGUCGAAAGCUAAAAUCUCCGCAGAAUGGAGGAAACGCGUAAAGUCCGAGUAUAUGCGUUUACGGCAAAUGAAACGCUAUAAAAGGGCAGAUGAGGUAAAGAUAGCUUGGAAUCAAAACCGCAAGGUUAUGUCUGAACUAUUAACAACAGAAGAGAAACGAUGGACCGAUGGAAAAGCAAUGUGGCUAGCAAUGCAAGACAUUCCUCCUUAUGUUUCCUGUAUGAAGAAGGCGGAAGUUACAAGUUCUGAUGGAGAUGUGCAAACUUGUCCUGUUAAAAUCAUUAAUGCUGUAACUCCUAUACCAACUAUGUAUACGUGGGCACCUAUACAACAGAACUUCAUGGUAGAAGAUGAAACAGUUUUGCAUAACAUACCAUAUAUGGGAGAUGAAAUUUUAGACCAAGAUGGCACAUUUAUCGAAGAAUUAAUAAAAAAUUAUGAUGGAAAGGUUCACGGAGACAGAGAAUCUGGUUUUAUGGAUGAUUCCACAUUUGUUGAUUUGGUAAAUGCUUUGGCACAAUAUGAAAAAGAAGAUAAAGAGAGAGAACAAACGAAAAAAGGAAAGGAUAAGGAAGAUGAUAAAGAAAAGAAGGACGGUGGGAAUAUUAAAAACGAGGUCAAGUCUGAGAAAUUAGAAGACGUUAAAACAGAAGGGAAUCCAUUUCCGUCGAUGCACAUUUUCAAUGCAAUAUCCAGCAUGUUUCCUGACAAAGGAAGACCAGAAGAGUUAAAGGAAAAAUACAUAGAGUUGACGGAAAGAUCGGAUCCAAAUGUUCUACCACCAGAGUGUACACCAAAUAUCGAUGGUGUGAACGCAAAGAGUGUACCUCGGGAACAAACGAUGCAUUCUUUUCAUACUUUGUUUUGUAGAAGAUGUUUUAAAUACGACUGUUUUCUACACCCAGCCAGGGGAACUUCGCCGCAAGGUCUUCAAGUCUGUCAUCCCGGCCCGAAUCUGCAGAAACGAAAAGGGCCCGACCUAAAACCGUUCUCUGAACCGUGUGGGACAGAAUGUUAUAUGCACUUGGAGGGAAUGAAGGAAAAACUUGCGGCUCAAGCGGCUGACAUCAAAGAUGAGGAAAGCGACGAGAAACGCGGAGCUCCUAGAAAAGUACGGAAACAAGCAAGUGUUGAUUCAGGAAAUGAAGCUAGCAGUGAAGAUAGCAAUGAUAGCAAUAAGUAUAGUCAAGGAGGUGGUUGUCAAGAUUUUAAACAAAACGUGAAUAAAGAAACAAAACCGGAGGAGUCUGUGGAAGAUCAGACCCAACCAGAGAAUCAGGUGCCGUUUACAUUGCUUGGUCUUAAUAAACGUAUUAAAACGGAAAAUGAGCUUUCGUGGACCGGCUCCGAACAGAGUUUAUUUCGAGCCCUGCAUAAGGCUUUUCCUGGUAAUCCAUGCGCAUUAGCGCAGAUAAUGUUGACGAAAACUUGUCAAGAGGUGUAUAGAUUUGCGCAGAAGGAGGCCUCCGACAUUCCAGCAAUCGAGAACUUGAAAGAUUUUACACCUCCGCGCAAGAAGAAGAAGAAGCAUCGGCUUUGGUCGAUGCAUUGCAGAAAAAUACAAUUGAAAAAAGAUUCUGGUGCCAAUCACGUGCAUAAUUUCGCACCAUGCGACCAUCCAGGAAGACAAUGCGACAAUUCUUGUCCGUGUAUACAAGCUCAGAACUUUUGUGAAAAAUUCUGUCAGUGUAGCAGCGAAUGCCAAAACCGGUUUCCAGGAUGUAGGUGCAAAGCUCAGUGUAAUACCAAGCAAUGCCCUUGUUAUCUAGCCGUAAGGGAAUGCGACCCGGAUCUCUGUCAAACUUGCGGCGCGGAUCAGUUUCAUAUUACCAAGAUAUCUUGUAAGAACGUCAGUGUCCAACGAGGUCUUCAUAAGCAUCUUUUGAUGGCGCCCUCCGACGUCGCUGGUUGGGGAAUAUUUCUUAAAGAAUCUGCGGCCAAGAAUGAGUUUAUUUCCGAAUAUUGCGGAGAGAUAAUCAGUCAAGAUGAAGCCGACAGAAGGGGCAAAGUGUAUGACAAAUACAUGUGUAGUUUUCUCUUCAAUCUGAAUAACGAUUUUGUUGUGGACGCAACAAGGAAGGGAAAUAAAAUACGAUUCGCCAAUCAUUCGAUAAAUCCAAAUUGUUACGCGAAAGUGAUGAUGGUGAACGGCGAUCAUAGAAUAGGUAUAUUCGCCAAGCGAGCUAUUCAACCUGGCGAGGAGCUGUUUUUCGAUUACAGAUAUGGACCAACAGAACAAUUGAAGUUCGUCGGCAUCGAACGGGAAAUGGAAUUUCUGUAAUUUUUUAUACGCGCGACGUUGUAAAAAGAUUGUUACUGUUUGAGAAAGAAAACAAGAAACUGAACAGAAUUUCCACGACGGGUACCUGAUGCCACGAAUUCAUUGGAUAAGCUUUUACGUUCCACGAUACUCAAGAUCGAAACAAUACCGGACAAAAACACUGUUUUGCUUCAACGAUACCGAUCAAUAAACUAUAUUUUAAAACGUG
Messenger RNA from Megalopta genalis, 2767 nucleotides. It is a transcript of the gene E(z), whose product is annotated as histone-lysine N-methyltransferase E(z). Gene Ontology annotation, biological process: heterochromatin formation. NCBI's taxonomy places the organism in Eukaryota, Metazoa, Arthropoda, Insecta, Hymenoptera, Halictidae. Gene Ontology annotation, molecular function: histone H3K27 methyltransferase activity; chromatin binding; protein binding. The record is from RefSeq and is a predicted model, not a curated record. Gene Ontology annotation, cellular component: ESC/E(Z) complex; nucleus.